Schizosaccharomyces japonicus yFS275 is the source of this 1002-nucleotide messenger RNA. RefSeq names its product siderophore-iron biosynthesis protein. The record is from RefSeq and is a predicted model, not a curated record. The coding region runs from base 1 to 1002 and encodes 333 amino acids. Gene Ontology annotation, molecular function: acyltransferase activity. The transcript has a single exon. Gene Ontology annotation, cellular component: cytoplasm. Gene Ontology annotation, biological process: siderophore biosynthetic process. NCBI's taxonomy places the organism in Eukaryota, Fungi, Ascomycota, Schizosaccharomycetes, Schizosaccharomycetales, Schizosaccharomycetaceae.
AUGAAAAUCGAAUACAAGGGUGAAUAUUACGAGAUCAAGUCCUCUGAGGCAGACUGCUUCUCAGUGACCGGUAAGAAUGGAGAACUCGGUUUACUGGCGUCAGGGAAACCAAAUACCUGGAGAUUGAGUCCCGUGAAUCCCUCUUUAAAUGCAGAUGAGAAUGUAUUCCUCGCUUUAUAUGCCUUUUUUACUUUGUAUCACUCUUACUCUAAUGAAGUUUAUAUUGCUGCAGAUGAAAACUUGAUUCGCAAUGUAACACUACCCGUUGAAAUUAAUAAGGAGAAUUUAUCCCUAAGUGCUGAUAGAACCACCUUCUGGCAAAUAAAGGAACCGUGGUUAGUUAACAGUUCACCAGAAUGGCCCUUAUCAUAUCUCCGUAAUCAAGUAAUACGCCGUCCUCCUGCUCCAGCACCAGGAACUGUUUUAUAUCGUCGAUGGAUCCCUUCUCUGGAAGAGACAAUUUCGUUUGUCGCCUUUGACAUUAGCAAGCACAUUCCUCUCUUCCAUGAAUGGCAAAACAAUCCCCGCGUAAACUACUUCUGGUCGGAGGCCGGCACUAUGGAUGCGCAUAUACAGUACAUUCAGAAGAUGCAAAACGAUCCUCACUGCUAUUCUGUUAUUGGAUAUUUUAAUGACCAACCCUUCGGUUACUUUGAGAUAUAUUGGGUUCCGGAGGAUCGUUUGGCGCCUUUUGCACAACCUCUGCACGCUCACGAUCGUGGCUUUCAUGCUCUUGUGGGCAAUGAGAAACUCCGGGGUCCCCACAGAGUGCCCGUCUGGAUUUCAAGCAUCACACACAUGCUAUUUUUAAUGGAUUGUCGCACCCAGCGUGUGUUGUUAGAGCCUCGCAUCGACAAUCAUAAAUUCAUCCAGUACCUCACUCGCGAGAACUAUGCUAAACGCCUGGAGUUCAAUUUUCCUCAUAAGAGAGCGGCUAUGAUGGAGAUUACCCGUACAAUGUUUUUUACCUGCAUUGGUCCUCGUGUGCAGACUGAAAACUAG